Molecule: messenger RNA, 348 nt
Organism: Kickxella alabastrina
Lineage: Eukaryota; Fungi; Kickxellomycota; Kickxellomycetes; Kickxellales; Kickxellaceae
Product: BTB/POZ protein
Exons: 1
Coding region: 1-348 (115 amino acids)
Biological process (GO): ubiquitin-dependent protein catabolic process
Cellular component (GO): elongin complex
Molecular function (GO): protein-macromolecule adaptor activity
Source: RefSeq, a predicted model, not a curated record
AUGGCAUCUUCCUCCUCGACCUCAAACUUCGUGCGUCUACUCAGCGGCGACAACUUCUCCUUCAUAAUCGACAAACGCGUCGCCGAGCAAUCCGCGACCAUCCGCAAUAUGCUCGACAUGACCCGCGGCAACGAGCACUCCUCCUCCGCUGCCAUGUUCACCGAGGCCCUAACAAAUGAGAUUAAAUUCCCCGACAUCAAAGGCAAAGUUCUCGAAAAAGUCUGCCAAUACUUGACCUUUAAAUACAGGUAUUCCGAUGAAGGAUUGAGUGAGAGAGUACCAGAGUUUAAUUUUGAUUUGGAAAUGUCUUUGGAGUUAUUGAUGGCUGCUGAUUACCUGGACUGCUAA